Molecule: messenger RNA, 1536 nt
Organism: Mesorhabditis belari
Lineage: Eukaryota; Metazoa; Nematoda; Chromadorea; Rhabditida; Rhabditidae
Source: the annotation of a GenBank genome assembly
AUGAUUUUCGAGCUACUGCUUAUUGGACUAGCGACAAGUGCUUUAUAUUAUUUGAUUUUUGCUUACAAACGAGCGAACUAUUGGAGAUCUCAGGGAGUGCCUGGCCCAAAGAAUCCACUAUUUUUCGGUCUCUAUGAUCAAGUUUACAACGCGAACAAGCCAUGGAUGAUGGAAAUGGAGAAAAUGACAAAGGAAUACGGCAAAAUUUGGGGUCACAACGAAGGUGUGCACCGGGUUCUCGUCGUCGCUGAUCCAAAAGUCGCUCACGAGAUUUAUCACACAAGACACGAGGAGUUUCAAACAAGAAGAGGUAAUCACCUCCUUCACAUGAAUCGAUACGAGCCAGUGAUGCAUUUGUUGGACGCACGAGGGACUAGAUGGAAGCGAAUGCGCUCAAUCUCGAACCCUCUCUUCACGAAUAACUCGCUGAGAAAGAUGAUGGAUUUGGUUGGAGAUUCUUCAGAGCAUCUCAUCAAACAUUUAUCAAAGCACGUCGGGAAAGAAGCAUUCAAUAUUCACAGAUAUUACCAAGAAUUCUCAAUGGACGUGAUCAACCGGUUGGCGUUGGGUGAGAAGAGGAGUACCCAAUUUGAGACAGAGCUCGUUGAUAUCAUGAAAAGAAUUUUCGAGCGAGACAUGCGAGAGCCUUUCAUCUGUUUAGCUGUGAUGUUCCCUCGUUUUCGAAUGCUUUUUCGUCGCGGUUUCGAGCUCUACUAUCUAAUGAAAGGCGGCAGUGGGAUGAAAUUGAUGAAAAAAGUCGUCACAGCGGUUGAGGGGAGACGAAAAGCAAGGGCGGCCGGCGAGGUGACACCUGGCGACUUCAUUGACAUGUUUUUGGAUGCCGAACAAGAAGACUUUAAUCUCGAUUACGAUAAAGCGUUUGAUCGACGGGAUAUCGGGCAUUUACAAAGAGCGCUCACAAAAGAAGAAGCAAUCGGAAGUUGUUUUAUGUUUUUGUUGGCAGGCUUUGACACCACAGCCAAUUCCCUUGGAUACGCCACGCACUAUUUGGCAAGAAAUCCAGAAAUACGAGAACGUUUGAGAGACGAAAUAAAAGGAGUUAUUGGAGAUGCGACUCUGAAAUUUGACGAUUUACCUCAAAUGAAGUAUCUUGAUUGUUUCGUGAAAGAAUCACUGAGAUUUCAUCCAGUUGCAAAUCAAGUGUCAGCUCGUGUCGUCGAGAAAGACUGUGAUCUUGCUGGGGUUCACCUCGAAAAGGGGACGUUGAUUCAGAUUGAUGGCUAUUCAAUGCAAAAAGAUCCAGAGGUUUGGGGCGACGACGCGGAGGAGUUCAAUCCCGAUAGAUGGAUGAACACUACAGCCGAGCAAUCGCAAGCUUUUGUCGCUUUCGGGCAAGGGCCGAGGAUGUGCGUGGGUCAACGCCUUGGUCUGACUGAAAUGAAAAUGGGGAUUGCUAAAGUUUUGUUGAAUUUCGAUGUGAUAGCACCGGAGAAUGCUGAUAAUGAGAUCCAUCGAAUUGGUGCUGUGACGGUGGCGCCGAUAACUGUUGAUGUCUGUUUGAAAGCGAUUCAUGCA